AUGAGUUCGGGGCGCGCUACCAUAUUUGCUUCAAAGAUGUUUUCAACAAAUUGGAUGGUAUGUGCACUCGUCAUCGUGUGUGUCAGCGUGAGGCAAUCCCUUGCUGCGCCUGCUGCACAAGAACAAGAAUACCCACCAAUGCCGUACGAAUACAAAUAUGAUGUAGAAGAUCAAGAGAAGGCUCUCUACUUCGGAGCAAAUUCGCAAGGAGACGCCCAAGGCAAAGUAAUUGGAGGUUACCGAGUCCUUCUACCUGACGGUCGCCUUAUGACAGUAGAAUACACUGUAGAAGGCGAUAGUGGUUUCGUUCCUAAGAUCACAUUUGAAGACAACGCUAAUCCCUUCGGAAAAGGCAAAAAGUAA
This is a messenger RNA of Arctia plantaginis, 363 nucleotides long. The record is from the annotation of a GenBank genome assembly. NCBI's taxonomy places the organism in Eukaryota, Metazoa, Arthropoda, Insecta, Lepidoptera, Erebidae.